Molecule: messenger RNA, 1423 nt
Organism: Cyprinus carpio (common carp)
Lineage: Eukaryota; Metazoa; Chordata; Actinopteri; Cypriniformes; Cyprinidae
Product: putative protein TPRXL
Exons: 5
Coding region: 1-690 (229 amino acids)
Source: RefSeq, a predicted model, not a curated record
AUGUUGCUUCACUUUCUGUGUGUGAAAAAAAAAAAAUCAUUGUUUUAUACAGAUCUUUCAGAAACAACUUCACCACCACCAUCAUCAUCAUCAUCAUCAUCAUCAUCACCACCAUCAUCAUCAUCAUCACCACCAUCAUCAUCAUCAUCAUCACCACCAUCAUCAUCAUCAUCAUCACCACCAUCAUCAUCUUUUUCUUCUUUCUCAUCAGUCAGAGCUCCACAGAUCACAGGAGUUUCUAAAUCGUCUCCAUCUAGUUUUACUCCAGCAGACUCUUCUCCAAUCAUCUCUCUGGUUCCGGUUCUUCUGGUUCUGGUUCUGAUCAUCGUUGGUCUCUUAUUACUGUUUCUCUGCGGUGAUUCGUCAUCUCAGACUGGAGCAGGAAAACAUGAAGCAGUUUCUCACACUGGAUGUGAUUAUGAGGAGAUUAAAGACACUCACAAACAAUUACCCACAAACCCCUCUGAUUCAUCUAACGCUGUUUAUGCCACUGCUCAAUUACCCACAAACCCCUCUGAUUCAUCUAACGCUGUUUAUGCCACUGCUCAAUUACCCACAAACCCCUCUGAUUCUUCAGUUUACUCUACAGUUCAGGAAGCCUCUGGUGACUCUCAGAUCUUCAUCACAUCUGCUGAGGAUCUGAAUUACGCCGUGGUGAAUUUCCAGAAGAAAGCAGCCAGACUGUCCUGACAGAGUCAGUUUUGAGGAAUAAUCAGGAUUACAGUGAAUACACUGCUGUCAAUCAUCUCACUGCCUGACGAGCCACAGCAGACAAUCUCAAUGAGCUGAAGACUUUGACUUUUGAUUUUGGGUUUAAGUGUCAAUGUUUGGUAUUUGUGUUAUUUACGUGGUUCUCUUCUGCUGUAUAUUUAAGACAGUCCUGUAAGUCAGACAUGAAGGAUGUUUAAAGAUGCAGUGUUUUGUUCUGACACUCAAAUAAAUGAUCACAAACCCUUGAGUUUUUGGUCAGCAUUUGAUGUAAAUAAGUACUGAAUGUUUCAGAACAGAAGUGUGAAAUUAAAGUAGAAGCAGUACUCAUUUAGUUUGGUUAUCGUCAAACUACACGCUUGGUCACUAACGGUUUUUGUAAAAAAAAAUAAUAAUAAUUAUUAAGACUCAGUGUUAAAAGGCUCACAAAAUUUAAAACAGGAAGCAACUGUAUAUAUUUUUUUUCUCAGUGCUUAUUUUAAAAGCUUUAUAAAAUAAAAUGUAAUAAACCUAGAUGAAGUCAUGAUAUUGUAUGCAAAUAUGAUAUGAAUGGGUUAUGAAAAUCUGAAAUGACAAAUGCACAACUUCUCUCCCCUGACUGAGGUGAAGUGUAAGUUAUUUUGAUUAAAGUUAACCAGAUUACACGAAUAAAAAAAUUUAUGUGCUCAGGUAAAUCAUUUAUAAUAAAAACUGUAAUGUUCAAUAAAAAAGCAAG